GGCAACUGCAAACCAGAGGAUUUAGGUGCGGUCCAAAUCACUCACGGAGCUUUUUUAUUUCCUCUAUUAAAAUUGAAAGUAAAAUCUUUCUUUUCAACUUGCAUGGAUCAUUCUAAACUACGCAUAAGUCAAAUUAAGGAUAAUUUUUCUAGACUCAUUUCACUAGAUGAGGAAGAAGUUUCUUGGCUAUGUAAUUAUUUGCUUCUAAUCCUAUCUGGGACUAAGCUACUUGGGCAUUCACCAAGUUUGAGAAGACUCACAAACUUUAUCUCACCUUGGAGCAAAAUCAAUUUGGAGAGUUUUUGUGUUUGGUUGAUAUGGGCAGUUGGGGACAAACAACUAUUAUCAUUCCUAUGGGAUGGAGCGGAGCUGGACUCGGACGUUUUUCCUUGGCUGUAAUGAAACAACGUGAAAAGCUCAAAGAUUUUAAGCAGGGACAAUUCAAGAAGCCUUCAGAGGACCUUGGGGUUAUUUGUAAGGAUUCAGCGGAAUCCUUACUAGAAGACAAUGUGUCAAUCUCCUCAUUAUUAUUUAAUGAGGAUUUAUUCAAUUUUGGGUUUAAUGCUGCAUCUAAAUGUUCCUCGAGGGAUAUUGUCUAGCUUGCCACAAAAAAUGCACAAGAGAUCACUACUGCUACCAAGGAGUUUGACGUUCAUGGAGAGAGUAUUCUAGAGAUAUCUCCUCUUCAAGUUUCUUUUCCAUCUCAGCAUAGUGCAUCCCUUAUCAAGGGUGGAUUUGGUUCUCCUCGGUCUGGAUCGUCUUCAGGCUCACAAAUGUCUAGUGAUGAGUUAAUAGGCACGCCAGCUCAAAGAUCACUUUUUGAUCGAGAGUUACUAGAUCGCUUAGUUGAUACUGAAUGGGAGAUCACUUUUUGAUCAAGAGUUACUAGACUGCUUAGUUGAUACUGAAUGGUGUGCAGCCAACUCUUGAUGGCUUCCUAGGAGGAGUGCUCGAAUUAAGGCAAAAAAAUUGGCUAAACAAUAGAGCGGGCCUCUUAGGGUUAUUUUAUAAUGGCUGAUUUGGAGGGAUGUCAAAUCUUGUUUUUGGGCUCCUGAAAGAAGCUUGACGGGUGUUUCUAGGCCGUUCAUGGUGUGUUAGGGAUGAUGGUCAAUUUGGAUGGAAUUUUCAUUGAACCGGUUUCGUAUUUGGAGGUUUCUUUUGGGCACUUGGGGCUUUGGUGGGUUACUAGAGGAGGGAGCUUUUCAUUUUUAUUUUCUUAUUUGCAUUUGUUUUUCAUUAGCGCCUUCGUUACAUUAGCUUUUAUUAUUCUUUAACUUUAAAAAAACUAUGACUAAGCAUCGAAAUAAACACCUCCUAAGUCUUGUUUAAUAUUUUUAUUCGAUUAUAUUUUUAUUUUAUGAGC
Cuscuta epithymum is the source of this 1363-nucleotide messenger RNA. NCBI's taxonomy places the organism in Eukaryota, Viridiplantae, Streptophyta, Magnoliopsida, Solanales, Convolvulaceae. The record is from the annotation of a GenBank genome assembly.